CGCAGCUCAAAAGCUGUCUCCGGGAAUCUCCGACCGAAGUUCCUCUUUUCGUCCAGCCCGCCUCUUCUUGGCAACGCAGGUGGGGCUCGGAGGGAACAGCCCCUUUCUCUGCCAUAGGAACGGAAGCGAGCGACGCUGCCCCCGCUUUCCUCCGCCCUGCGGCCCUCUCGCCUCGAUUUUGUCCUGGCUCCCGUCAAAACACCAACUCCCCCUUCCCGAGAGACAGAGAGGCGGAGCGGGGAGGGGAGACAUGGGGCUCGCGCGGCCCUUUGCCGUCUUGGCGCUCUUGGCUUUGACCUUCUGCGGUAGGCCUGCUACUGGCACGGAGGAACCGCAGCCUAAAGUGCCUCUACCAACAAAUGUUGAAAUAAAAACAUAUAAUUUCAAUACCUCCUUACACUGGAAUUACCAAAGCAUGUUACCAGAGCCUCUCUUUACUGUGCAAAUCCUGUGCUAUGGUCACAAUUACACAGAAGUAAGUUCUUGUGUAAAUGUAUCACAACAUUACUGUGACCUCACCCACAAGAUCAAUAAGGGAUGUUUUUCAUUGUGGGCAAGAGUUAAAGUUCUUGUUGGAUCACGUGAAUCUGAAUAUAAAGAGAGUAAAGUAUUUCGUCCAUUCAGGGAUGCCCAAAUUGGACCACCAAAGUUUAACCUCUCUGUUAUGGAUGAUGGAAUUAUAGUUGAUAUUGAGCAUCCUCUCACGCCAUAUCAUGGGAAGGACCCACUUAGUGUGAAGGAAAACCUCACUGAUUUUACCUAUAAAGUAUUCCUUUGGAAACAGGCAAGUCCACAAAAGUAUGAAAUGUUUGAACCGGAGCCGGAGGACUGCGACAUGGAAGUGUGUACUGUGUAUCGUCAGGCUCUUUUGGGGUUCACAUACUGUGUUUCAGUUCAAGGAAUUUCAGAAUUCUAUUCACUGAGUGGUGAAGUAUCAAACGCCAGCUGUAUUAUUCUUCCUUCAAGACAUCCAUUAGGCACAAUGGGAGCUAUCAUAGCAGGAGUUGUUGUUUUUGUUGCGGCUGUUGUGGUUCUUGCAAUAUUGUUGGUACAUAUAUGGACUAAGCGGAGAAACAUUCCACUGCCCAAAUCUCUGGUUUCUAUAGUAAGAAGCAUAAAACCUGUCAACAGCUUUGAGACAAAAACAGAUGGGAAAUACGCUACUAUAUCAUCUUUAUCUUAUAAGCCAGUGUGUGAAGAUGGAAAACCAAUGGAACCGAUAGAUCACUUAACAGAAGUUGAGACCAGUGACCUUGAGGACUCUGGCAAGAUUGUUAUUGAAUCCCAGACCAUCCAGGAAGCCAGAGGUGAAGAAAGCUGUGAGAGUGAACAAAACCGUGAAGCCAGUGACACUUAUUUUAAAUCUGUCAGUGGCCAAGAAGAAAUGUGCAACAAUCUUCCAAAUGGGGAUGUUCACAAAGCAGAUGUACAACAACCCAUAGACCUAGAAGCAUGUAGAAAGGUGUCUGGAUACGACAAGCCUCACUGGUUACAUUCUGAAUCAUCAGUUGCUUAGAUGCCCACUGAUGAGUUAGAAGCCACAGAGGAAAGUAUAACUGUCAGGAGAAUCUGUUGAGGUAAUGCUUAACGUCUGAUAUACUAAAUGUGGGUACAAAACCGUAUCGGCUGAAUGAGCUUUCCAUGACUUUUAGACAUGAGAGAACCAAGUACUCAAUGGAGCGAGUUCUGUGGUAACCUCUUGUGUAUGUGGAGGUCUCUUCAAUUGAAGUGAAUGGAUUAGCACAUAAGACUGCUAUGUAUUGAUCUGCUUUCUGCAAGGAAGCAUUUGCAAAAAAAAAUACACUCCUUCUGUCUUUAUUGUUGUUGUUCAGUCGCACA
Gekko japonicus is the source of this 1839-nucleotide messenger RNA. It is a transcript of the gene IFNGR1, whose product is annotated as interferon gamma receptor 1. The transcript has 7 exons. The record is from RefSeq and is a predicted model, not a curated record. Gene Ontology annotation, cellular component: membrane. Gene Ontology annotation, molecular function: cytokine binding; cytokine receptor activity. The coding region runs from base 251 to 1516 and encodes 421 amino acids. Lineage: Eukaryota; Metazoa; Chordata; Lepidosauria; Squamata; Gekkonidae.